CAGCAAAAAUCCUCAAUACUUCAGAAGUUCCAAUGGCGAAAGGCAAGGAACCAAAAGGUGUCCAGAACCGCAUCAUCUACUCUAGAGCAUCGUACCUUUAUCAAGCUGCCUCAUAUCUUACUAAACAGUCCUCAACUGGGCAAGAUGCUGCAGCAAAAUCAUCAACCCCAAGCCAUGGGCACAGUAUUUCCCCUCAAACAAGAAACGAGGAAAGAGCACUGAGGAAUAUGUCUCGUCAGGCCAUUUCAGACCUACGAGCUGUGACUCUCAAAGCACAAAUACGGCGAAGUCCGGCUAUGAAGCAAACUAUUUGCAAGUUUUGCGACACUCUACUAGUCGAGGGCGACACCUGUACAUCAACCGUGGAGAAUGCGAGCAAAGGAGGGCGAAAGCCAUGGGCUGAUAUUUUAAACAUCAACUGCAAGACUUGCGGUAAUGUCAAGAGAUACCCAGUCUGUGCCCCGAGACAAAAGCGGAAGCACAUGCGCAAGCUUGAUCGCAAAGAAGGCACAGAAUAUAGCAGCAAUGAAUCGAAAGUACAGGGGCCAACUGCCCAGACAACACCACACGAAACGCCCAUCCCGACACCAGGUCAGACGCCGGGACCUUGAAUAAAACAAGAGAAAGUCAAGGUCGUUCAAGCAACGAAUAGACCGACGUCGUCCUCAAGGACCAAGCCCAACUUGAGUUGUAUUCAGAGAACUCACAUUUGAGCCAGAGACUGGAAAGGCUGCUUGAGUCUUGGUUUAGGACAUGAUUGAACACCGAAACCGCACUGUUUCCGCUUCGCUCAAACAUGUGUGUUCUCCGUUAUCUCAAUUG
Fusarium oxysporum Fo47 is the source of this 822-nucleotide messenger RNA. Its product is annotated as ribonuclease P protein subunit RPR2. Gene Ontology annotation, biological process: tRNA processing. The record is from RefSeq and is a predicted model, not a curated record. Bases 33 to 611 code for a protein of 192 amino acids. Gene Ontology annotation, cellular component: nucleolar ribonuclease P complex. NCBI's taxonomy places the organism in Eukaryota, Fungi, Ascomycota, Sordariomycetes, Hypocreales, Nectriaceae. The transcript has a single exon.